AUGGCUAGGGAGGACACGGAGUCCCUGCACUAUCACUACCGGACAAAGGCAGAGGUUCCGUGGGAUAUCCAAAACUACUGGGCUCAGAGAUACAAGAUCUUUUCCAAGUAUGAUGAAGGCGUCUGGCUGACGGACGAUGCAUGGUUUGGCGCAACGCCGGAACCUGUAGCGAACAAGAUAGCACUUCAUAUGGCACAGGCAGCUCCGGAGAAGAAGUGUAUCUUGAUAGAUGUAUUUGCUGGAGCAGGUGGAAAUACCAUAGCGUUUGCAAAAUCAAACCGGUGGAAGCGUGUCUACGCCAUUGAAAAGGACCGGGAGACACUGAAGUGCGCUAAGCACAAUGCUGAGCUGUACGGUGUGGCAGAUAAGAUUACCUGGUUCGUGGGGGACUGCUUCGAGCUUCUUCAGGACCAACUGAAGGAUCUGGCUCCGUAUAGUGUCAUAUUUGGUAGUCCGCCAUGGGGUGGCCCAGGAUAUAGGUCUGAUGCAGUAUUCAACCUGUCAACUAUGGAGCCAUAUUCCCUAGAAGUCCUCCACGCCGAGUUCUCCAAAUUCACCCGGGAUGUGGUGCUGUUCCUCCCUCGUACCUCAGAUCUGAGACAGCUAGCUGCCAUUACUGCUCCAGACAAGAAGUCACUUGUUAUGCAUUACUGCUCUGAGGGUGCCAGCAAGGCCUUAUGUAUAUACAAUGGAGACUUUCAGCCUAUUGAUGAAUGA
Nannizzia gypsea CBS 118893 is the source of this 717-nucleotide messenger RNA. Its product is annotated as trimethylguanosine synthase. Gene Ontology annotation, molecular function: RNA cap trimethylguanosine synthase activity. Gene Ontology annotation, biological process: 7-methylguanosine cap hypermethylation; 7-methylguanosine RNA capping. The record is from RefSeq and is a predicted model, not a curated record. Lineage: Eukaryota; Fungi; Ascomycota; Eurotiomycetes; Onygenales; Arthrodermataceae. Gene Ontology annotation, cellular component: nucleus. The transcript is spliced from 4 exons. Bases 1 to 717 code for a protein of 238 amino acids.